Messenger RNA from Adineta ricciae, 489 nucleotides. Lineage: Eukaryota; Metazoa; Rotifera; Eurotatoria; Adinetida; Adinetidae. The record is from the annotation of a GenBank genome assembly.
AUGAGCAACCGAUCUCGCGGCGAUGGCGAUCAACGUUCGACACCACCAAACAUCGAUGUGAUGUAUUCGCUCAAAGUCGAUAAUCUAACGUAUCGUACGCGUGUCGAAGACUUACGACGAUAUUUUGAAAAAUAUGGUCCUAUUGGUGAUAUCUAUAUUCCACGUGAUCAAUUUUCUCGCUCAAGUCGUGGCUAUGCUUUCAUUCGUUAUUUGAAAAAACGUGACGCUGAAGACGCACUAGAUCGAAUGGAUGGUACUGACGUUGAUGGACGAGAAAUUCGUGUUCAAUUUGCUCGUUAUGGUCGUGCCUCAACAGGCGAUAGUCGCGAGAAAGGACGCCAUCGUCGAACACGUUCGCGAUCAAGAUCUCGUCGACGCUCAAGGCAUCGUUCACGCAGUGGAAGCAAUCGACGAUCACGUUCUCCUUCAACAUCACGAUCGAAACGAAACAAUCGUCAUGAAAACGGUGAACGUGACCAACGACAUUAG